CCCCGCCAGGAUGUCCGUGGUGCGAAGGAAAUUCGGCGACGACUACCAGGCAGUGGUGGGCGCCUCAACCCGCCGGAAGCGCCAGCGCUUUGUGGACAAGAACGGGCGCUGCAACGUCCAGCAUGGCAACCUGGGGAGCGAGAACAGCCGCUACAUCUCCGACCUCUUCACCACCUUGGUGGACCUCAAGUGGCGCUGGAACCUGCUCAUCUUCCUCUUGACCUACACCGUGGCGUGGCUGGUCAUGGCCUCCAUGUGGUGGGGCAUCGCCUACAUGCGCGGCGACCUGGACAUGCACCGGGGCCCGGAUCCAGGACACAACCCCUGCGUUGCCAACGUCUACAAUUUCCCAUCCGCCUUCCUCUUCUUCAUUGAGACUGAGGCCACCAUCGGGUACGGGCACCGCUACAUCACUGAGCGCUGCCCGGAGGGCAUCGUCCUGUUCCUCUUCCAGUCACUGCUGGGCUCCGUGGUGGACGCCUUCCUGAUCGGGUGCAUGUUCAUCAAGAUGUCCCAACCCAAGAAACGUGCUGAGACCCUCAUGUUCAGCAGGGCGGCUGUCAUCUCACAGCGGGACGGGAAGCUCUGCCUCAUGUUCCGGGUGGGCAACCUGCGGAACAGCCACAUGGUCUCAGCUCAGAUCCGCUGUAAACUCAUCAAGUCACGACAGACACCAGAAGGCGAAUUCCUGCCACUAGACCAGUGCGAACUAGAUGUUGGAUUCGGAACCGGGGCAGACCAACUGUUCCUCGUUUCACCCCUAACCAUCUGUCACGAGAUCAACGAGAAGAGCCCUUUCUUUGCCCUGUCACAAAGAUCCCUCAGGAGUGAGCAGUUUGAAAUCGUGGUCAUCCUUGAGGGGAUCGUUGAAACAACAGGAAUGACAUGUCAAGCCAGGACCUCCUACACGGAAGAUGAAGUUCUCUGGGGCCAUCGUUUCCUCCCAGUGAUGUCUCUGGAAGACGGGUUCUUCCGGGUGGAUUACUCUCAGUUCCAUGCAACCUUUGAAGUUCCAACGCCUCCGUACAGCGUCAAGGAGCAGGAGACGAACUUUGCCCUUCCGUCGCCUUUGAACACCCCUGUGGGGAGCAACCGAAGCCGAAGGGAAAAGAUCUCCUCGCUCGACGGUCUGGAUAUUUUUGAGGAGAAGAGCGGCAAGCUUCCCAGCAAAUAUCACAGACUUUGUUCGGGGAAGGAGGAUCUCCAGAGAGGGGUCUUGAGCCUUUGCUCUAGCAACGUUGAGAAAGCAUGCAGCACCGGCGACCUCCUAAAGAUCCAGCAGAUCAGCUCCGUUUGCAGCAUGGAGGAUGGCGGGGAAAAGGCCAAAUCGGCAGCCUUCAAAACCAAAUCGGAGCUUUUGGCUCGGUCCACCGGGAACCUUGAACUUCAACAAAAGCCCGCAGUCAUGCGCACCUUGGGAACGGGAUUAAACGAUCAUUUGCCUGCCAAGCUACGGAAAAUGAACUCCAGUCUCUUUACCUAAAGAUCAGCCGCAGCCGGACAUGGCUGCCUUUCAAACUCCCAAGUCUCUCGGAUUAUUACUGUGAAGAUCUGAACCAUGGCCACGCAACCAGCGCCGACCCCAUUUUAACUAGAA
Messenger RNA from Euleptes europaea (tarantolino), 1597 nucleotides. RefSeq names its product G protein-activated inward rectifier potassium channel 1-like. Gene Ontology annotation, biological process: potassium ion import across plasma membrane; regulation of monoatomic ion transmembrane transport. The transcript has 3 exons. The coding region runs from base 11 to 1483 and encodes 490 amino acids. Gene Ontology annotation, molecular function: G-protein activated inward rectifier potassium channel activity. The record is from RefSeq and is a predicted model, not a curated record. Gene Ontology annotation, cellular component: plasma membrane. Lineage: Eukaryota; Metazoa; Chordata; Lepidosauria; Squamata; Sphaerodactylidae.